Messenger RNA from Parasteatoda tepidariorum (common house spider), 1144 nucleotides. RefSeq lists its product as uncharacterized. NCBI's taxonomy places the organism in Eukaryota, Metazoa, Arthropoda, Arachnida, Araneae, Theridiidae. The record is from RefSeq and is a predicted model, not a curated record.
CGUCAUUAGUCAGGCCUUUAAAAGCAGUUGGGAGCAAUUAAUGAUUCUUCUUUUUAAUAGUUUGUCGUGAAAGGAUUAUUGUGGUCCAGUUAUUAUUGUUUAGUUUGUUUUUUAAAUAUUUUUAUAGGAAAAAAUGGGGUGUUCUAAUACCAAAGCUCUUCCAAAUGGUGUGGGAGCCGAGACAUUGAAUAAUACCAUGAAUGUUUUGAGUUCCAAAGCUAUAGAAGAAGGUGAGAAAAUUAUCAAUUCGGCUCAGGAAAAAGUUCUUGAUGAAGGGGAAAAACUUGUAAUGCAAGCACAGGAAAUUAUAGAAAAGUCUGCUGCAGCACUUGAAGAUGUCAUAAGUGGUACAGAUUCCUCCGAAAAAGCAGAACCCAAAGAAGAGUCUGAACCUCCUAAGGCUGCGGAAACCAUUCCAGAAGAAAGCGAGGAAGAAAAAGGUGAAUCUGAAGUUAAAGAAGCAGACUCAAAAUCAGUAGAGGCCGAACAAAGCGAAGAGCCUGCUGUCACACCUCCAGAAGAAAGUACUCCCGAAGUGACGAAUGAAACAGCUGAAGAAAAGACAGAAGAAAAGCCAGAAGAAUCUAGUCUUGUUGAGUCAGAAGAAAAGGUUGAAAGUAACGAAGAGGUAGAACAAUCACCUGAAGAACCAUCUGAAGAAAAGGAAGAGAAAGAAGCUGAUAAAGAUGAGGAAACAAAAUCGAAUGAGGAAAAGGAAGAAAAUUCUGCAGAUACUGAAAAAGAAAGUGCUGCCGAUGACAGUGAGAAAUAACAUUUGCCAUAAUUUUCGUUCUAAUUUAUUGUGUACUGUUCCAUUAUUCUGAUUGUUCACGAUUGUACAUUAUCGUAUCAAGUCUCCUAACAUUUAUCGUGAAACCUUAAAUGUAUAUAUUGUGCAGCUCAUUCCUCGAGAAAACUAUGUAAAUAAGACUGUUUUCCACCUGUUAAAAAUGUAAUAUUAACAAUGAAAGCACUUUUUAGACUUUCAAGAAUUGCAUGUAUAAAAAGCUACCAGACUGCUUUACUAAAUUUUAAAUGUUCUUAUUUAUGCUUAAUGUUCAGAAGUUCGUCUUAGAUUCGUCUAAUGUUCACUUUUUUAAAUGUGUAAAUGUUUAUUGUAUUAAAAUUUUAAGAUUAUUCAAAA